This is a messenger RNA of Macadamia integrifolia, 1458 nucleotides long. Its product is annotated as MDIS1-interacting receptor like kinase 2-like. The transcript is spliced from 3 exons. The coding region runs from base 1 to 1458 and encodes 485 amino acids. Gene Ontology annotation, molecular function: protein binding. Lineage: Eukaryota; Viridiplantae; Streptophyta; Magnoliopsida; Proteales; Proteaceae. The record is from RefSeq and is a predicted model, not a curated record.
AUGGGUUCAGCUGCUGAGUUUGGUGCUCUGGUGGAUGCUUGUGGGAUGGCCCAAGUGCCAUCAUCGGGGAGGAAAUUCACCUGGUCUAACAAUAGACGUCGUGGUAAUGUUUCGGCGGUUCUGGAUAGAUGUUUUUGUAAUGAAGAAUGGAUUGACUUUUUCCAGGAUUGUGGCCAACGAGUCCUCCCUAGAAUUGCUUCGGAUCAUUCUCCAUUAUUGUUCACCUCAAUAUUAUCUCAACGGCCCAUUAAUUGUCCCUUUAGGUUCCAUAAGUUCUGGAUGGAACAUGGAGAUUUUGAGCAGGUAGUUGCCACAUCAUGGGAAGAGUGGGUCUCAGGGAAUCCGAUAUUUGUUCUCAUGCUGAAACUCAAAAGGCUGAAGGGUGUGCUCCGUAAUUGGGGGAGAGAGGCUUUCCCGAAUUUCAAUAAAGCCCUUGAGGAAGCCAAGGAUAAGCUAGCGCAGGUGCAACAGACUAUUGAAAUAAAUGGCAUGGAUGAUCAUUUGUUUGGACUCAGAAACUCUAUAAGAAGCCUCAAAACUCCUGAUGGGACUUUGGUGGAAGGUAACGACCAGAUAGGGAAUUAUACAGUUCAGUCAUAUGAGCAAUUUUACAAAGCUGUGCCUUUAGUGGAGCAUGUGGAGCUUCUUGAAACUAUACCUAUGGUUCUUCAUCAAGGUAAUUUAAGAAACCUAACCAUUUUACACCUCUUUGAGAAUCAACUAUCUGGUAGGAUUCCUCUAGAAAUAGGAAAUUUGGCAAAUCUGAACGACCUAGAAUUGUCCUUCAAUCUUCUAACUGGAGGCAUACCUUCCACCUUGGGAAACCUACAGAAGUUCACCAUUUUGAACCUGCUAGAGAAUCAACUCUCUGGGUCAAUCCCUGAAGAAAUAGAAAAUCUUACCAAUUUGGUUAAUUUGCAAAUGGGAGAUAACCAUUUAUCAGGUAGUCUGCGACUAGGCCUAUGCAUGAGUGGAUCACUCGAAAACUUCACUGCAUUUAACAACCAUCUCACAUGUCUUAUUCCGAAGGGCUUCAAAAACUGCACAGGCUUGGUUAGAGUUCGACUCGAAAAUAACCAACUUGUUGCAAACUUAUCAGAAGACUCUGGGAUUUAUGAGAAGCUGAAUUACAUUGAUUUGAGCAAUAAUCAAUUGCAUGGUGAACUUUCAUCAACCUGGGGACAGUGCCAAAACCUGCAAGCUCUACAGAUGGCUGGGAACAAUAUUAUUGGCAAGAUACCUGCAGAGCUUGGGAUGUUAACUCAACUGGUUAAACUUGACCUUUCUUCAAAUUACCUGGUAGGAGAAAUUCCUAAGGAAUUUGGUGAGUUGACAUCUUUUCUAGAUCUCACUCUGAGUAGUAACCAACUUUUUGGCAUUUUACCAUUAGAAGUUGGAAGGCUAUACAGCCUAACAAAUCAUGAUUUGUCAACAUACAGUUUCAAGAAAACUGUUUAA